GAGGCUUCGUCGCCAAAGGAAAGAGCCAAUCGCCGUCUUGGCCGCGGCCAAAGAAAGGGUGCAGCGGCGCCGCGGUUGCGUUGUCUGUCGCAGUCGCCACAUUUCUUGGUCAGCGCUCCCGCACUGCAGCGAGAGCCCGUUCAUCGCCAUCGCAUCCCCGUCUCCGCGGCCCUGACUACAUAUGCCGCCCGUUGCCUCCGAGUCUUGGGUCGCUCCUGCAGGCUUCCGCCGGCUCACGGCAGCUUCCCUCCCAUUCUCCUCGCCCGCCGAAUCCGCUUCCUCACGCACCUGCCUCCAAGUACUCCCUCACACAUCAUCAGUACUUUGUUCUUUCCAUCCACCCUUCCGACUCCUGCUCUCCACAGGUGCUCCCUUAUCCUGCAUCCACCAGGAUUCCACAUCUCUCGCCAAAGUCCCUCUUUCCGCUGCCCUUGCGUGGUCAGCAAUGGCCCCGCCAGCUCUUCUCCAGCCACAACCAACCACUGUCAUGGCCGGCUUUACCACAGAUGCUAAUGAAUCCGACGUCGCUGGACAGCAUGAAACAACGAUCGUUGAACAGCCCCCUCCUGAUCUUUGGCCCGAUGCUGUUGACUCGUCUGCUGUCGACAGUGCCUCCCUGGAUCCGACGGACCUUGCAACAUCGUCCCCCACCGCAGUGCCGACUACCAACGCUGCAUCAGCAGUAGUGGUAGCUGCAGCAUCCCCUGGAUCUGACAGCGGUACCCCUGCUCCAGGACGCAUCUCGAAUACCCCUGUCGCGUCGUCUGGGGUCUCAGCAUCGCCGAGCGUCAUUGCUAUCCCACGGCCAUCGGGGCUCCCGGGCACGGCUUCUCCUUCACUCGGCCUCACAGUGAGCACCCUGCCGUCUCCGUCAUCCUUGGCCCCGGCUUCACCAACUGCAAGCAGCAUUCCAAUGUACAUCGCCGUGGCUGUUGGCGUGCUCGUUGCCUUGCCCAUCCUGGUGUGCAUGGUGGUGGGAUGUCGGUCUCGGUCAGCCCGUCGCCGGAUCCAGUCGCCGGGACUCCCACAGGGUGCUCCCGGCACCCGCCCAUCGUCGUCCAUGUGGUCCUCCAAGCAUGUCAGCGAUGAGAUCAAGCACUUUGCCAACCGCAUUUACGAGCGGUCGCCCAAGCUCUCCAUGAUCGCAAGCCUGACCCACAACAAGGACGACCGCACGACCAUCGGCCUCGGCGACAUGCAGCCCUCGCCCAUCCGGGCCAACUACUCCUACGACGCUUACACCGAGGAGGAGGUUGGGUGGCAAGUCAAGCGACUCAACUCCUCCACCCUCUACGACAGCAACACCAUCACCAAGGCCCAGGCCGCCUUCCAGGUCGAGAGCGCCCGGGUUAUGCGGCACCAGAACUCGCAGAGCAUCAGUCGGUCCGAGGGCAGUCGCUCCGACGACAACAGAGCGCCCAGCCGCAGUUCUAACCAUCCGUCCGCAAGCCGCGACCGUCAUCAGGAAUCUGUCCCGCGCGUCUCAACCGAUCGCCAGUCGUCGCUGCGCUUCUCCAUCGAUACGGAGCAGCAGCGGCCCAUUAUCCCGUGAUCGUCCUCGCUACUCUGCGAGUCCAGUCUACUUCUAUGGCCCCAGUUCUCGUCCCUGGCUUGUCUUGGUCCUGUCCGGCUCGACAAUGCUCGGCCACGUUUGGGACAGGCCUCGCUGUUGUCGUUGC
This is a messenger RNA of Polychytrium aggregatum, 1679 nucleotides long. RefSeq lists its product as uncharacterized. The transcript has a single exon. The record is from RefSeq and is a predicted model, not a curated record. Bases 182 to 1552 code for a protein of 456 amino acids. Lineage: Eukaryota; Fungi; Chytridiomycota; Chytridiomycetes; Polychytriales.